Paramecium sonneborni is the source of this 413-nucleotide messenger RNA. Lineage: Eukaryota; Ciliophora; Oligohymenophorea; Peniculida; Parameciidae. The record is from the annotation of a GenBank genome assembly.
AUCUUAAAAUCAGAAUAAAGUAGAGAUAUUUAACACAAAAUAUAAUAUCAUGUAUUCUAUAAAUUAAUAUAGGUGUUUAAAUUUCCGACGAUCAUUUGGAUAUUUUAAUAAUAAAAUAAAAUUUAACAAAGAUGAUGGGAGGUUGGGCAGUAGUAGAAGUCGAAGCAAGACAUCAUAAUGUCUUAGCAGUCGUACAUCAUGGUAUUAAUCAGCAUUUGGGAUCUAAUCAUCAAACCUUUACAAUCAUUGAAGUACGUCACUAAGUUGUUGCUGGAACAAACUAUUAAUUCAUAGUAGAAACAGAAGAUCACAAGAGAAUUUAAGUGAAAGUAUUUGAACCAUUACCACAUACAAAUCAACCAGCUCACGUAACAGCAGCUGUAUAUUUGUGAUUCCAUAAAUAUAUUAUAUAC